GCAGGUAGAGCUGCCCCGCGGCCAGCGCAGACGGACCGGAUGAAGGGCCGCCGCCUCUGCGUUUUCGACGCGGCCCGGGGUCCCCGGCGCCUCAUGCGCGUGGGCCUGGCGCUGAUCCUGGUGGGCCACGUGAACCUGCUGCUGGGGGCCGUGCUGCACGGCACCGUCCUGCGGCACGUGGCCAACCCCCGCGGCGCCGUCACCCCGGAGUACACCACGGCCAAUGUCAUCUCCGUGGGCUCCGGGCUGCUGGUGAGCGGGGCCGGGCCGGGCCGGGCCGGGCCUCGGGGCCGGCUGUUGGCGCCAGAGAGCGGCGCGGGCCUCAGGUUUUGUUUCUUCCAGAGCGUUUCCGUGGGACUGGUGGCCCUUUUGGCAUCCAGGAACCUUCUUCAACCACGACUGCACUGGGCGCUGCUGGCAGUAGCUCUGGUCAACCUUUUCUUGUCUGCUGCCUGCUCCAUGGGCCUCCUCCUCGCUGUGUCACUCACUGUGGCCAAUGGCGGCCGCCGUCUUAUUGCCGACUGCCAUCCAGGACUGCUGGAUCCUUUGCUACCACUGGACCAGGGGUCUGGACACACUGACUGCCCCUUUGAUCCCACAAGAAUCUAUGACACAGCCUUGGCUCUCUGGAUCCCUUCUUUGCUCAUGUCUGCAGCCGAGGCUGCUCUCUCUGGUUACUGCUGUGUGGCCGCGCUCACCCUGCGUGGGGUUGGGCCCUGUAGGAAGGAAGGGCUACAGGAACAGCUGGAGGAACUGACAGAGCUUGAACUUCCUAAAUGUAAAAGGCAGGAAAAUGAGCAGCUACUGGAUCAACCUCGAGAAGUCUGGACAUCACAGAAAAAUUGGGUUUAGGGACAGGUGCUGAUCUGGAGGCUCAGUCCACGACGGUUUUCCACUGGUCCCUGGGAUAUGUUUAUAUAAUAACAGUCAUAAUAAAAGAACUUCUACUUGA
This is a messenger RNA of Hippopotamus amphibius kiboko, 952 nucleotides long. It is a transcript of the gene KRTCAP3, whose product is annotated as keratinocyte associated protein 3. The transcript is spliced from 6 exons. Bases 40 to 852 code for a protein of 270 amino acids. Lineage: Eukaryota; Metazoa; Chordata; Mammalia; Artiodactyla; Hippopotamidae. The record is from RefSeq and is a predicted model, not a curated record.